AACUGAUCGACGAAUCGUAUUAUUAAUCCUCCUGGCGCUGACACCCCGACCGCCACUUGGCAAACAACAGCCGAUACUGCAUCAACUUGAAACCGAAUUAUCACAACGCGAAUCGAUUGCUCGUAUUGCUGGAGGCAACGACAUCGACAUCGCAAUCAUGAGGCGGCAUGCGGCCAUUGAAGCGUGCGAGGAAUUGCUGGAUAAACCCGAGACGCUCGAAAACGAACGUCGAUUGACAAUCUUCGGGACCAGCGGCGGGCGCCGCCCCGGGACGUGUUAAAUUCGUCCACGGGCUUUAUUUAUAUGUGUAAGCUGUCAGUACGUGAUUCCCGUCGUGGUGGCUCCUCUUUCAGUUUGGGCUAUCCGAGCCUGAAUAAUCACUUCCACAUCUGCAGGCACGGAACAUACAGAUCGCACAAAUAGGAAAUAUGAAAAUGGAUUUUCCGCGUAUACACUUGGACUCCAGUUUCAGCGACGAGUUAAAUGUUCGAAUUCGUUGCUUGUCACUUGCAGUCCUUGCAUGUAGCUGCAAGGGUGGGCGAUUCCUAUCAACAAUCUAACUUUGGAUUGUGAUUUCCGGAAGCAAGCAACAUAAUUUUGCUGCAAUUUUUUCACGUUGGUCAGACUCUACCUACUCUCUGGAUGGGCGAAAUGAUGCGUGAAAUUGUCGGAAUUCAUUUUUCCUUACACUCCACUUUCCACAAUCGAGGAAAUCGAUACUGGCCGCCUUCGACUGUCCAUUUCUUUGAUCGACUAUUUCCAUUUCCAGAGACUGUUACUUUGCUACAUUUUUCGCAUGUUGAACUGUUGGGUUUAGCGUUUCUGUUUGAUGUCGUGUGGAAUUCACGCUUAAAUUCAAUAUAAACGUCGGUCGUAUUUCCUCUGUACUGCAUCUGCGGCAUACCAACGAGCCUCGUCUAUUUGCGACAUAUUUCAAGCUGCUCGUUGCGAAUUGCGAGGACGUGCGGCGCCCAAAUCGCGAUGACCCCACUAAAAGCUGGUUUUCAGCAUUUUAGCAGCGAUACAGCCAGUUUCAAUUCACGAAUGCGCCCGCGCCACACGAAAAUAGAAAAAGCGAGAAUUUUCGGGUCGUUUGUUUUCGCGCCACGACAAAGUGAAAACAAAUACGCAUAGUUUGGCUUAGUUAAUAAUAAUCGGCGAAUGCGAUAAAACGGAGAAAACGCGCAGCAUGGCAUACACAACGUCUCGUGAAAGCACGUUUAUCAAAUCACGGCGUCGGGUUCAUUUCGCGCAAUAAUUUGUCUGUAUUGAGACUCGUCGUUGUCGUUCUCUCUGGUUUUGUUUAUUCAACUCCAAAUCGCACCAACGCAAGGUGCAUAUCACAUUCACGGGCGUCCGUUGCCCGCCGCGCAGCACAUUCUAUUAUUCCAAUUAAACUUGUUUGAAUAAGAACUCAUUUAAUAUACAGUUGGAUAACACCACAUUAAAAUGCAAGCGUUGAAACACCGCAUCGCAACACAUUUACACCCAAACAUAAUGCCGAACCGUCUGAAGCCGCGCAGAAGCUCCCGAAAAUACUCAAGUGAUGAAUCCGCGGUGGGACAGAUGUGUGAGGAGCUGGAGGUGCCGCAAGCUUCCGAAGUAGUCUUCAGGAAGAUGUGGCACAUACGCCGGUAUUCGAAAUCAAUCGGAAGGAAUGAUACGAUCGAUAGUCCAGUCUUUCGUUGUUCGGUUAAUGGGCUGACAACCACAUGGAACAUGGCGAUACGCUUCUGGAAAGGUCCGAAUGGGAAAAAAGUGCGCAAUCCGGUAGUUGUCUGCUUGAAUCUAACAGGAUGUGACAUUGAGGAGACCGAGCAGGGUCAAGCACGCAUUCGCUUUCAGUUUGGUGUGUGGGAUGCCAACAUCAAACAUUGGGAGUGUUGUUCAAUCUCUAACGUGGUCUUAAAUCUCCAGAACACUCAGGAACUGCUUUCGGUUGGCUAUAAAAAUCUAGAGAUACUCUCUAGGCACAUCGAUGCUGCCAAGGAUGUAACGAUAAUGGUCAAAAUACAAAUAGUGCAGGCUGAGGAAGAGAGACACAGUCUGAGCCAGGACCUGGCGCGCAUUUUCACAAAGACCAAUCCAGAGUACAUGGACACUAUGGUAGAAUGUGGCCCAGAUUCCGAAAUCGCCGUAGUUAGUAAAACUUCAGAGGCCAAAGAGGAGCCGCACAUCGAACUGAACAAAAUCCACGUCAACAGUCUGAUCAUCAAAGCGAGGAGUCCGAUGCUCGCCGUCAUGCUGAUGCCACAUGCCGACGAAAACAAUCAGUAUUUGAAAUUCCGGCUGGACCUCAAGGAAAUCAAUUACGGCCUGCUCGUUGAGUUGUUCCGCUACAUGUACACCGACAAGGUCGACUCAAUCGAAGCCCUAGCCAAUAAACUACUUCCCCUCUCGGUGAAGUUCUGCAUGCCGGGACUGCAGGCGCUAUGCGAACGCUCUCUCAUGGAGUCCAUAACGCCAACCAACGUCGCCAACAUCCUUCUGCUGGCCGAUCAAUGCAAAUGCGAGAAUUUGCGCAAAGCGGCGUUACACUACUGUGAGGACUCCGAAGCCAUCAAAGAAAACGUCGUCGUUGGGAAAAAUCUCGCAUGGCGAGUGAUGGAGAUGUUCAACCCGGACCUAUUCCUCGAGGCGUGCGAGAGUAUCGGAAGUUCAUCGAGCAACCUCGACAGCCCAUCUACCACAGGCUCGUUUAGCGACUUCUAAGGACACUGCAAUUAUUACAGGAGACGCCUACACCGGGUCCGCUUACAUUAGUCGCAGCAUUAUGUCACAGAUAUUUUUAAUGUAUGAAUCGUAAUGGCGGUUACAUUCUUUUACAAUACUUUUACUUCACUAUUUUCUACUAAAUAUUAUUGCGAUUGCGACACAACGAUGAAUGCAAAAUACAGUUAAAUUACGAUUAUUUUUCAAAUACAAUUACAUGUAAACGGAUACAUAAUAAGCACAAUCUUAAUAAAUUCGUUCGGUUACUUA
Messenger RNA from Dalotia coriaria, 2982 nucleotides. RefSeq lists its product as uncharacterized. Gene Ontology annotation, cellular component: cytoplasm; nucleus. The transcript has 6 exons. Gene Ontology annotation, biological process: proteasome-mediated ubiquitin-dependent protein catabolic process; regulation of proteolysis. Gene Ontology annotation, molecular function: ubiquitin protein ligase binding. The record is from RefSeq and is a predicted model, not a curated record. NCBI's taxonomy places the organism in Eukaryota, Metazoa, Arthropoda, Insecta, Coleoptera, Staphylinidae. The coding region runs from base 1450 to 2712 and encodes 420 amino acids.